Sciurus carolinensis (gray squirrel) is the source of this 1885-nucleotide messenger RNA. RefSeq names its product sarcoglycan gamma (gene Sgcg). Gene Ontology annotation, cellular component: sarcoglycan complex; sarcolemma. The transcript is spliced from 8 exons. The coding region runs from base 157 to 1032 and encodes 291 amino acids. Gene Ontology annotation, biological process: cardiac muscle tissue development; heart contraction. NCBI's taxonomy places the organism in Eukaryota, Metazoa, Chordata, Mammalia, Rodentia, Sciuridae. The record is from RefSeq and is a predicted model, not a curated record.
CGAAGUCAAACACUGUGAGAGCCUUUUCUCCCUGGUUAGUUGGUGAAGCCCAGCUCCUUCCUUGCAUCCUGUAAGUAAUGGAAAAGUUUGAAACACUCUCCAGUAGAGCUCAGGCCAGCUGUCGCUAAUUCACGGGUGUUUUUCAAAAUUUCUAAGAUGGUGCGGGAACAGUAUAUCACCGCCACAGAAGGCACCACCAUAGAGAGACCCGAGAACCGGUGUGUCUACAAAAUUGGCAUUUAUGGCUGGAGGAAGCGUUGCCUCUACUUAUUCGUUCUUCUCUUACUCAUCAUCCUUGUUGUGAAUCUUGCUCUUACAAUUUGGAUUCUUAGAGUGAUGUGGUUUUCUCCAACAGGAAUGGGUCACUUGCAGGUAACAAAAGAUGGACUUCGCCUGGAAGGAGAAUCAGAAUUUUUAUUACCACUAUAUGCCAAAGAAAUACACUCCAGAGUGGACUCGUCUCUGCUUCUGCAGUCAACUCAGAAUGUGACCGUAAAUGCACGCAACUCAGAAGGGGAGGUCACAGGCAGGUUGAAAGUGGGUCCUAAAAUGGUAGAAGUCCAGAGUCAGCAGUUUCAGAUCAACUCCAAAGAUGGAAAGCCACUCUUUACUGUUGAUGAAAAGGAAGCUGUGGUUGGCACAGAUAAACUUCGAGUGACUGGGCCUGAAGGAGCUCUUUUUGAACACUCGGUGGAGACACCCCUUGUCAGAGCCGACCCAUUUCAAGACCUUAGGUUAGAAUCCCCCACACGGAGUCUGAGCAUGGAUGCCCCAAGGGGGGUUCAUAUUAAAGCUCAUGCUGGGAAAAUCGAGGCACUUUCUCAAAUGGACAUCAUUUUUCAGAGCAGUGAUGGAAUGCUGAUGCUUGAUGCUGAAACCAUUUGUUUACCCAAGCUGGUACAGGGGUCUUGGGGUCCCUCUGGUGCCUCCCAGGGACUCUUUGAAAUCUGCGUGUGUCCCGAUGGGAAGCUGUACCUGUCUGUGGCUGGCGUGGAUACCACGUGCCAGGAACACAGCCACAUCUGUCUCUGAACCACUGCUGCUUCCACAGAGCACCUGCCUCAUUUCCCUGGGAAGCGUGGCCUUGAACCCUUCCACUUAGGGAGCAGCGAGAUGUCCUACAACACUGAGAGGAUGAGAUGUGGGAGGAGGACAGGCUUUCCAAAGGAAUGCAUGAGGAACAAUGUCACGGAAGUAUUCAGACAGACGACGCGACCUCAAAGUGACACGUGGAUGUUAGAUACAAAAAUCAAAAUGUCAGAAGAAUGUUUAUUCCACUGGAUUAAUUUUCAGCUCAACAAUUGUGACUUUUCUUAGCCUGCUUCUCCAUCUCUCAUACAUGUCAAUGUCCAACGAAAUGUUGACUUGUGAUGUGGAAUUAAUUUAAUUUGUUCAACUGUGGAUAUCUAACUCUCCCCAAAAGUAGAGCUGGUCAAUACUAAAAUGCCCCAAAGUCUGUACAGAAUCUCCUUUAUAGCAACUCAUAUUCUCCCUUCAGUUUAAUGCAGUGUGUCUGUCUUCAUAAGAAAAUUUUCAGGUUUCGAAGGGAAUUUGAGAUUGAUCUGAUUUUCAAUAUGUAGUCAAGGGAACAAAUUAGUUAUUUUAUAUAUAUAUAUAUAUAUAUAUAUAUAUAUAUAUAUAUAUAAUCAAUGAGCAAUAAAAAUCAACCUACUUAAUAAUAUUCUCCCUCAAGGUACUGAUGACAAAGACUCAGGGCAAGUCACAGGUCACAGAGAACUACUGAAAUUCACCCACAAUAUGACCAGCAUAGCUAUUUUCUCUGGAAACACUGAUAUACUGUCAUUCUACACAAAACAUCAGACUGUAUAAUAACUGUACAAAUGAGAUAGGGCUAAUUGGACAAAUAAAGAAACUGAAGCCCAAA